AUGUCUAAAGUUGCUGCUGAAGGUUUCGACUCCUCUGAAUUUUUAACUUUAUUAGAAGCUGGUUUAUCUGAUGAUGCCACCAGAAAGAAGGCUAUUAGCGGUGUUAAAGCUGUUAUUGUUUUCACUUUAAAAAACAAGGAUGGUAAAGAUCAAUCUUGGGCUUUAGAUUUAAAGAAAGAAGGUACCAUAUCAAAAGUUGAAGGUACUGCUCCAAAAUCUGAUGUUCAAUUAAUCUUAAAAGAUGCUGAUUUCGUUAAAUUGGCUGAAGGUAAAGCUAAUGGUCAAAAAUUAUUCAUGAAUGGUAAAUUAAAGGUUAAAGGUAACUUGAUGAAAGCUACUGCCAUUGAAUCCGUCUUCAAAGCUGUUGAUCCAAGACCAAAAUUAUAA
Scheffersomyces coipomensis is the source of this 387-nucleotide messenger RNA. RefSeq lists its product as uncharacterized. Gene Ontology annotation, cellular component: cytosol. Lineage: Eukaryota; Fungi; Ascomycota; Pichiomycetes; Serinales; Debaryomycetaceae. The record is from RefSeq and is a predicted model, not a curated record. The coding region runs from base 1 to 387 and encodes 128 amino acids. The transcript has a single exon.